Molecule: messenger RNA, 550 nt
Organism: Melitaea cinxia (Glanville fritillary)
Lineage: Eukaryota; Metazoa; Arthropoda; Insecta; Lepidoptera; Nymphalidae
Gene: Ssb-c31a
Product: RNA polymerase II transcriptional coactivator
Exons: 2
Coding region: 180-500 (106 amino acids)
Biological process (GO): positive regulation of transcription initiation by RNA polymerase II
Cellular component (GO): transcription regulator complex; nucleus
Molecular function (GO): DNA binding; transcription coactivator activity
Source: RefSeq, a predicted model, not a curated record
UGGCAAUAUUCUUAAAUUGUUUAAUAAUAUUUAAAUUACAAAACGUAAAGUGAAUGUGGCAGUCUGGUAGUUUCGGACUUGCGGUCUCUAUUUACCUUUUGCUUGCGGUCUAAAAAGUGUCUGCAGUGUUUUGAGUUUGGCGUUAAUUAUACUGUAACUCUUUUUCUUUAAUAUUUAAUAUGCCAAAAAAUAAGAAAAAGGCAGAAACCUCCAGUAGCGAUAGCGAUGAGGGACCUAUUGACAGAAAUCCGCCUCCUGAAAAAAAGGCCAAAAUGGGAUCAAGAACAGAUGAUAAGGAACCAACCUGGGUCUUACAGGGAAAGAAAUUAGUCAAAAUACGCGAAUUUAAAGGAAAGGUUUAUGUAGAUAUAAGAGAAUUCUAUGAAAAGAAUGGUGAAUUAUUACCAGGCAAGAAAGGUAUUAGUUUAACUCCUGAUAUGUGGAGAAAGCUUCUGUCCUUAGGAGAUGAAAUUAAUGAAGCUAUUAGUACCAUGUGUUAGUUAUUAAGUUUUUGUUUAAUUAAAACUAAUAAAAAAAAUUAUCUCUGUCA